AUGAAAACUAUGGAUAAUUGGUAUAAGGAUUUUCUUAGCCAGGAAGAAAAAGAAUUAUUACAAAUCUGUCGACAAAAUCGCCAGCAAGAACAAUUAAUUAAGGAAUUAACAAGAGAAAAUGAAGUAAUUCAGCAAUUAGCCGUAGCCGAAUUAAAAGCCAAUUGGGAAUUAUUUGCGAAUAUUCAACAAAAGAAGCAAGAACUACGACAAUUAAAAAGCGAGUUAAAAAGCAAAUUAACUACGGAAAUUUCCAAAAAUCACUUGAAAAAUCUUUUAACCGCUCAAGCGCAGUUAAUUUAUUUGGCCGAGGCUAAUCAAAAAACUCGUUCUCCGAGCGAAAGACUAUUGCAACAAGCCCAAGAAAAUCUCCAAAAUCAAUUAAAUGAAAAAAAAAUUAAUCAACUUUGCCAACUACAAACUGAAAUAACUAGCUUAGAAAUAAAGUUAGAACAAGAGCAAGCCCAAGGAAAGGAAGAAUUACAAAAUGGCUUUGGUGAUGCGACUUAUUCGGCAAAAGGAUUUGGAUUGUGCUUUAAAAAUCCUUC
Molecule: messenger RNA, 545 nt
Organism: Racocetra persica
Lineage: Eukaryota; Fungi; Glomeromycota; Glomeromycetes; Diversisporales; Gigasporaceae
Source: the annotation of a GenBank genome assembly